UGGCGUUCGGUUUUUUGUGUGUGCGAGGAAAUUAUUGUUUUCACUAAAAUAGUAAAUGUAACUAGUUUUUAAAUGUUUUUCUAAGAUUUUAUGAAUUUAAUUGUUAAUAUGAGUCCAAAUAUAGCGAUUAAAAGACCCUGUUUUCCAAAUACUGACCAAGAUUACGUGCGUGUCAGUGUUGCUUACAGCGUCGUUGUCUUACGCCGCCUUUUAGAUUGAGCUGAUUAAGCCAAUUCUAAUGGCUUUUUUAUGUGUAAAUUAAGUUCAAUGGAUGCACUUUAUUGCCGAGAGGUAUCAACUUGCACUACAAUGUGGUGUAGUCGGCGAUUUGAUUGACGGGUGCGUUGUGCCGUUGUGCGUUAGUAGUUGUGUGAAAGCGUACAUACAUGUUAAAACUGUCAUGAGGACUGUUUACCAUCAAAUAGUGAAUUUGUGUUAGUGGGUUUGUUUUUUUUAUGUUGUGUUAGUAUUUUGGUGUUGAAAAUGUGUAUGCCUACGCCGAGCAAUGUCUCGGGCUUCGGGUAUUCGUGGGGCUUUACGAGUUCUGCGGACCUUACCAAGGGCGAGGUGGAGACUCCGAGUAGCAUGAGCUACACUCUCGGGAACACGGUAUCACCCGAGACAACGUUGACUGUCAUGUCGCACAAGUCACCGCAGGUCCAAGAAAAGGUUGGCACAGUCGUAGCAGUGUCCAACACAGCAGCACAGGUCACGAGAGUUGUCACGGCGAACGCACCGGCCGGUCGAAGAGCCAUGUUUGUGCUGAAUGAGAGUCCAACGCAUACCAUCAACAGGGUAUCGCAACAAAACCAGACAGCUACCAUACAUAACAAUAUCUUGGUUACAGCUGCCAACUUGACCUCGAAGCCGUUUAUGACACCGAUCGGGCCCAUCCAGUUGACAGCGGAAGAGUGCAACGAGAUUUUGAUGAAGCGAGCUCUGCAGGCUCAGGGUAUAGCCACUCCAGUAAUCGAUGCGUCUCAAUUAAACCAUACGUUGUUGAACGGUGGGAUCAAAACAAUCAAUGAGGGCACACAACAGACGCAGACGGAAACCAUUCAGACAACACCGGUGCAUCACCAUAUAUUGCACACUAAACAGGAACCGGGAACAGCAAAUAACUCUCCAAAAACGGUAUACUCGCAGACGGAGCUGAUGAAUACCAACACGGUAAUGACAACCGUGGCCCCAGCGGCGGUCAAGGAGCGGCCCUACUCGUGCGACGAGUGCGGCAAGUCCUUUCUGCUGAAGCACCAUCUGACUACGCACGCGAGGGUUCAUACAGGCGAAAGGCCGCACGUCUGCGCUCACUGCGGCAAGGCGUUCGCUCGCAAGCACUGCCUCAACACGCAUCUACUGCUGCACUCCGCGGACCGGCCCUACCGCUGCCACGAGUGCAAGAUGGCCUUCACGCUGAAGCACCACCUCGUCACGCACUCCAGGGUACACAGCCGUGACCGGCCGUUUGUGUGCGGCGAGUGUGGACGCGGGUUCCCUCUGAAGCGGCACCUCGUGACGCACAGCAAGUACCACGCCGGCGAGCGGCCCUACGUCUGCAGCGACUGCGGCGAGAGCUUCGCGCAGAAGGAGCACCUAGUGAUGCACAGCCGCUUCCACGGGUCGCUAUCGCCCUUCGUGUGCGCGGAGUGCGGCGCUGCCUUCGCGCGCAAGUUCCAGCUCGUCAACCACGGCCGCGUGCACGGCAAGGUGCCGCACGCCUGCCCUGUGUGCGCCAAGGAGUUCCUGCAGAAGCGGACGCUCGUGGCGCACCUCAAGUGA
Molecule: messenger RNA, 1779 nt
Organism: Ostrinia nubilalis (European corn borer)
Lineage: Eukaryota; Metazoa; Arthropoda; Insecta; Lepidoptera; Crambidae
Gene: cg
Product: zinc finger protein 81-like
Exons: 7
Coding region: 484-1779 (431 amino acids)
Biological process (GO): regulation of transcription by RNA polymerase II
Molecular function (GO): RNA polymerase II cis-regulatory region sequence-specific DNA binding; DNA-binding transcription factor activity
Source: RefSeq, a predicted model, not a curated record